Cyanistes caeruleus (blue tit) is the source of this 1220-nucleotide messenger RNA. The record is from RefSeq and is a predicted model, not a curated record. NCBI's taxonomy places the organism in Eukaryota, Metazoa, Chordata, Aves, Passeriformes, Paridae.
AUGCAGCGGGAGGUGGGCACGCUGCCGCUGGCCCCUGCCCUGCGCGCACGCCUUGCCACCGCCGGCUUCCAGACGGCGCAGGAGCUGCUGGACACCGGCCCCUGCGGCCUGAGCAAAGAAAUUGGAAUCUCCAGGGAAGAGGCACUGGAAGUGCUGCAGGUGGUGAGGCAGGAAUGUCACGGAGAUGCAGCAAGGACAGCUGGGGCAUCAGGUGCCACCAGGAAAUGCACAGCCCUGGAGCUUCUGGAAGAAGAGCAAGCACAGGGCUUCAUCAUCACCUUCUGUUCAGCACUGGACAACAUCCUGGGAGGUGGAGUACAGCUGACAAAAAUCACUGAGAUCUGCGGAGCACCCGGUGUCGGCAAAACACAGCUGUGCAUGCAGCUGGCAGUGGAUGUCCAGAUCCCAGAGUGCUUUGGAGGCGUUGCUGGAGAAGCUGUGUUCAUUGACACUGAGGGAAGUUUUAUGGUGGACAGAGUAGUGGACAUUGCAGCUGCCUGUGUGCAGCACUGCCACCUUAUUGCUGAGGCUCAGCAAGAAGAGGAUCAUUGGAAAGCUUUGGAGACUUUCUCUCUGGAAAAUAUCCUCUCUCACAUCUAUUACUUCCGUUGUCGUGACUACACAGAGCUGCUGGCCCAGGUCUACCUCCUGCCAGAAUUCCUGUCAGAGCAUUCCAAGGUCCGUCUGGUGGUGAUUGAUGGAAUUGCCUUUCCCUUUCGCCACGACUUUGAGGACCUGUCGCUGCGCACGAGGCUGCUGAACGGGCUGGCACAGCAGCUCAUCAUCAUAGCCAACGACCAUAAAUCAGCUGUAGUUCUGACAAACCAAAUGACAACAAGAAUUGGACAAAGCCAGUCCACACUGGUACCUGCUCUAGGAGAAAGCUGGGGACACGCUGCCACUGUCCGUUUGAUCUUCCACUGGGACAACAGUCAGAGGUUGGCCACGUUGUACAAAUCACCAAGUCAGAAGGAAUCCACCGUAGCCUAUCACAUCACAUCCCAUGGCUUCCGAGAUGUGCAGCCUCCAGCUGUCACUCACAGCGCAGAAGGGACUGAGCUGAACCCUCGGAAACGGCCACGGACAGAGGAGGAGAAGCAACAGUGAUUCCAAAGUGGAAUGUUAAAAACCUGCAGGGGAGCAGUGGCAGAGUGAACACGCAGCCAAAGGCAGCCUGAGAGACUCUCAGCUUCACUUCCUGCUCAGGACUUUAUUUGAAC